Messenger RNA from Vicia faba (fava bean), 858 nucleotides. Lineage: Eukaryota; Viridiplantae; Streptophyta; Magnoliopsida; Fabales; Fabaceae. The record is from the annotation of a GenBank genome assembly.
AUGACUCAUUGCAAUGAGGUUCAAAAUAAUCAUAGCAUCACAGUUGAUGGAAGAAAGGAUAGCUUAAUUAGAACUUGUCUCACAUGUGGUCAUCAUAUCAAAUGCCAAGAUCAGGGUGGUGGAAUUAAUGACCUACCUGGAUUACCUGCUGGAGUGAAGUUUGAUCCAACAGAUCAAGAGAUUCUUGAACAUUUGGAAGCAAAAGUGAGGUCUGAUAUUCAUAAACUUCAUCCUUUAAUUGAUGAAUUCAUACCUACUCUUGAAGGAGAGAAUGGAAUUUGCUAUACUCAUCCUGAGAAAUUACCAGGUGUAAGCAAAGAUGGCCUAAUCCGCCAUUUCUUCCACCGACCAUCGAAGGCAUACACAACAGGAACAAGAAAAAGAAGAAAAGUACAUUCAGAUCAUGAAGAUGGAAGUGAAACCCGGUGGCACAAAACAGGCAAAACAAGACCAAUUUACAACAAUUCCAAGUUAAAAGGAUACAAAAAAAUCCUCGUACUUUACACUAACUAUGGAAAGCAAAGAAAACCCGAGAAAACAAGUUGGGUAAUGCAUCAAUACCAUCUUGGUAAUGAUGAAGAAGAGAAAGAAGGAGAGUUAGUUGUGUCCAAAGUUUUCUAUCAAACUCAACCAAGACAAUGUGGUGGCAACUCAUUGAUGAUGAAAGACUCUCUUGUUGGACAAAGUUUGAAGGGUCAAAGUGGGAAUAAUAUUGAGGUAAUGAAUGGUGAAAAGAGUAUUAAUGGAUCGUUUGUUGAGUAUUAUCAUUCAAAUUUCAUAUCAUUUGAUCAAGGGAGUCAACAUAGAUCAUCUAGUAAUGCUCAAUUGAUUUCACAUUUUGAAGGUGCUCCUAUAUGA